Molecule: messenger RNA, 2078 nt
Organism: Rhodofomes roseus
Lineage: Eukaryota; Fungi; Basidiomycota; Agaricomycetes; Polyporales; Fomitopsidaceae
Product: cytochrome P450
Exons: 14
Coding region: 224-1876 (550 amino acids)
Molecular function (GO): oxidoreductase activity, acting on paired donors, with incorporation or reduction of molecular oxygen; heme binding; iron ion binding
Source: RefSeq, a predicted model, not a curated record
GAUCAAAGUUCCCACUCGUUCGACGGUAAUGUUCCGCGUUCAGUGACAUGGCGUAUUUAUAGCGGACUUGAGAUGGGAACAUGUGCGCGUGUGACUGAUUCAACUAUGUGAAGCUUUGAUACGUACGUAUAGCAUCGCCGCCGCAGCCGUCACUUCGGACGCAGACAGCCCGUGUUAGCAGCACACCAGACGGUUUGCAGAGCUACCGCAUCGUACUUUCGCAAUGGCGUACGUCUCCUUCUCUGCAUCGCAAGGGCUCGCGCUCUGUGCCGUGUCGUGGCUUCUGUGGCGUAUCUUGAAGGCGCGCUUAGCGUCUUCGUCGCUCGAUAACAUACGCGGGCCCCCUUCGGAGUCUUUCGUCGCCGGGAACUAUGGCCAGUUGUACCAUCGGCAGGGAUGGGACUUCCACAGACGGCUCUGGGCGGAGUACGGUUCCGUCGUGAAGGUGCAUGCAGCAUUCGGAACUGAAUGUCUGUACGUCUACGAUCCAGCGACUUUGAACUGUCUACUAUCGGAUGCGACUGCGGUCGAGCAGUCUGGCUUCAUUGCUGCCACGUACCGCCUGCUGCUUGGCCCGGGGCUCAUGAGUGCUCGAGGCGACCACCACCGACGACAGCGCAAGACCCUCAACCCAGUAUUUUCACCUCGCAACCUCAAGGAGAUGCUCCCAGUGAUCUAUGGGGUCAUCCACAAGCUACGAGAUGCGAUGUCCGCACAACUCCCGACUGGCACAAAGGAGCUGGACAUGUUACAGUGGACAAACCGUGGCGCGCUGGAGGUAAUGGGCCAAGCGGGCCUCGGCUACUCCUUCACCGCGCUAGGAGAGAACCCCAGCAAUGACUUCGCGCGUGCUCUCAAGGGGCUCUUCCCAGCGAUGCAGCGCGUCGGCUUCCUCCGCACGCUUACCCCAUUCUUCAUCAAGCUCGGCCCGCGCACAUUUCGCCGCCGGCUCGCGGAGCUCGUGGCGCUGCCCUGGAAGUCCGCGCGCGACCUGCUCGCGGUCGUCGACACGCUCGACCGGAAGUCGAGAGAGAUCUUGGACACGAGCAGACGGCUGCUGAAGCAAGGCGACGGGGCGCUCGCGAAUCGGGAAGGGAGGGGCAGGGAUCUGAUGACGUGCCUCCUCAAGGCGAACGAGCAGGCGGAAGAUGAGGACAAGCUGACGGACGAAGAGAUCCUCGGGCAGGUGGCGUCGUUUGUGCUCGCUGGAGCAGACUCGUCUGCGAUUGCGCUCGCGCUCAUCAUUCAGCAUCUCGCAGAGAGGCCGGACAUACAGGAAAAGCUGCGGAGUGAGAUUGUGGCUGCGCGAGAGGGCCGCGACGGGGACCUGUCGUACGAGGAGCUUGUGAAGCUGCCGUACGUCGACGCUGUCGUGAAGGAGACCCUCCGCUUAAAUCCACCCCCCUCACAGGUCUCGCGCCAGCUCUGCAAAGACGUUGUAGCUCCCAUAUCAUCGCCGAUCACAGGCAAGGACGGCCGACUGAGGAAGGAAGUGGUGAUCCCAAAAGGAACUAUCGUCUUCAUCGGUAUCCUCGCAUCGAACAUCAACCCAGCCGUCUGGGGUGAGGACGCGGCGGAGUGGAAGCCCGAGCGCUGGCUCGCGCCGCCGCCGAGUACUUUGGUCGACGCACACAUCCCGGGAGUGUAUUCGUCACUGAUGACAUUCGUUGGCGGUAACAGGUCGUGCAUCGGGCUGAAGUUCGCGGAACUGGAGCUCAAGGCCAUGCUUUCCGUGCUUCUCGAGUCGUUCGACUUCUCGACGUCGGGUAAGGACAUCGUGUGGAACCUCGCCACUGUGCGCUUCCCCACCGUGGGUGUGAACGGGACGAAGCCCGAGCUGCCGCUCAUGGUCAAGCCACUGAAGGGUAAGGUGUAGUAGUUUGGAGGGUUGCGAGUUGUGUGGAUUGUACACUAAAUUAAGUACAUGUAUUUGGACGAUGCAUGCCUGACCAACCCAGGUUGACUCCGCAAUUGGGUACGCCACGUACAGUGCCAGAUUACCUGAUUUGUAGGCUACGACCACGAUUCAGGUGCUAAUCCUGUUUUACAUGUUUGUGCCUGAAUCCAGGGUCCAGGGU